GACGCGGCCGCGGCUUCCGCUCUUCCCACGCACGGCGCUUCCAGUCGCUGUAGAAGCCGACUGCUGCUCGGAACGGGUGGUGAAGCUGUCUAGCUAGUCACACCGCUACCAAGCGAAAUGGGAGUCGAGAUCGAGACAAUAACCCCGGGUGACGGGAGGACUUUCCCCAAGAAAGGACAGACCUGCGUGGUGCAUUAUGUGGGGUCCCUGACAGAUGGAAGAAAGUUUGACUCUUCACGUGACAGAGACAAGCCCUUCAAGUUUAAGAUAGGCAAACAGGAAGUGAUCCGUGGCUGGGAGGAAGGUGUUGGGCAGAUGAGUGUUGGCCAAAGGGCCAGGCUGACCUGCACUCCUGACUUUGCCUACGGCAGCAAAGGCCACCCAGGGAUCAUUCCCCCCAAUGCCACCCUGGUCUUUGAUGUGGAGCUACUGAGCCUUGAGUGAAACCCUGACCCUUCUACACCCAUCCUGUCUCUCUUCACUUUUGGGUUGACUCCUAUCUUGAAUAUGCGGAUAAAGUUAGGAGUGUUAUGCACUUGUUUCUAUAAAGGUCUUCAAUCUAUUUCCUUCUGUUUUGGUCAUCUUAUCCAUAUAGAAUAAUCUGCAUUGUUUCUUUCUCCUACAAAUAAGAAAUCUAUGGGCCAUAACCUUACAAACCUCAAAAGUUCUUAAUCUUGAAUUGUGCUUUUGUUUUGCUUUUUGUGUAAAAUUUGUGCAUGAUCAAGCACGCCAUUGACACAUUUUACAGCAGUGGCAUGUUAAGAUGUGUAUAGAUUUGCUUGUUUGCCCUAAAUGCAUUCAAAGACACAGCUGGGGGGAGCAAUCUUAAACAAAAUUAAAAAAGAAAAGCACAGAUAUGGUCUUGAGUGUUUCACCAUGUCCAAGUUCUGAGAAGAUUGACCUGUUUGGCUUGAAAGGUGUCAGACUAAUAUAGGGCUGGGCAGAGAAUGUGAGAUCAACAAGAUGUAGUAAUACAAUCAUUACCAACUGCCUUACCUGUACAGGGCAACUCCGAGCCUUUUAGAUUUGCUUCUCGUGUAAAGAUCCACUUUUAGUACCACCUCACCGAACAUGACUGCCCUCUGCAGGCAGCUGCAAGCGAGUGUCGCACCAUCUGAAUGUGGUGCUGGGAACCCUAGUGCCUGACUGGAGGAAUGCAUUACCGUAACUGCAAAGCCAUUUUAUUGGGGGGGGGAUCCACGGCGGGGUCGUCCCUGUGUAGAGAUGCAUAUACAUAAUCAUAAAUACAUUUAAACAAAUGGGGUUGGGUUUGGUCUGUGGACUGGUGCUUAUGGGAGGAAGGAAUGCAUCCCAAAUAAAAUCUUAGCCACUACCUUAUCUCCACCAUCUUAGUCCUGCAGUUGCCAUGAGAAAUUGUUUUCUGAUGCCAACUUUAAAUAAAUACCAAAUUAAGUUGUA
This is a messenger RNA of Brienomyrus brachyistius, 1419 nucleotides long. Its product is annotated as peptidyl-prolyl cis-trans isomerase FKBP1A-like. Gene Ontology annotation, molecular function: peptidyl-prolyl cis-trans isomerase activity. The record is from RefSeq and is a predicted model, not a curated record. The transcript is spliced from 5 exons. NCBI's taxonomy places the organism in Eukaryota, Metazoa, Chordata, Actinopteri, Osteoglossiformes, Mormyridae. The coding region runs from base 118 to 444 and encodes 108 amino acids.